AUGCUUCAUUGCGUACUGACAGGUUUUAGAACUAAAAAUGAUGACGAAUAUCAUAAAGGCAAUACCCCUCUAGAGCGUUUGCCAAUUGAUAUGAUCAAAGCAGUACCCAUUGACUAUAUGCAUGCUGUUUGUCUUGGAACAAUGAAACGUAUGUUAAAAUUUUGGGUGCGAGGAAAACAAUCUGUAAGAAUACCUAAUGAAAAAAUAUAUGAUGCUGAUAAAGAAUUAAUCAGUUUAAGACAAUACUUCCCAUCAGAAUUUGUUAGACUUCCAAGGUCUUUAAAUGAUAUCGAAUAUUGGAAGGCAAAUGAAUUUAGAACUUUUUUAUUAUAA
This is a messenger RNA of Macrosiphum euphorbiae (potato aphid), 333 nucleotides long. NCBI's taxonomy places the organism in Eukaryota, Metazoa, Arthropoda, Insecta, Hemiptera, Aphididae. The record is from the annotation of a GenBank genome assembly.